Penaeus chinensis is the source of this 5816-nucleotide messenger RNA. RefSeq lists its product as uncharacterized. Gene Ontology annotation, molecular function: carbohydrate binding. Bases 1343 to 2824 code for a protein of 493 amino acids. The transcript has 9 exons. The record is from RefSeq and is a predicted model, not a curated record. NCBI's taxonomy places the organism in Eukaryota, Metazoa, Arthropoda, Malacostraca, Decapoda, Penaeidae.
GAGGGAAUGGAUAGCACGAUUGCCCCAGAAAGAGGGCGUUGAGGUGUGCGAAUGCUAAGACUCGUGUGUCGUCACCGGGACGUGGCCACUAUUAGAGUGUUUGGGGAGGCUCGGUGGGGCCGUGACGCGUGACUGGGCUGUUGCAUGUUGCAAAAUUAGCAACCGAGAGGAGUACACAGUGUUGCCAGAGGCGUGUGAAUAAUCGUCCCUCCUCUGCACCCCGUGUAUUUUUUAAUGUUUCGUCGAGUGGCGUUGUGAGAUGUGAUUCGGGCGGCGCGAGUGACUCCGGUCUCACUCGGGGCAGCGGCGCCGAGGCGGAGGGCACUGCGUCGGGCUGGGUGGCGGCAAAACCCAGCGAGGCCGCGGGGACAGUGUCGCGCUCGAGCGUCGCGGGCACACGGCAGUGCCCCACGGGCCUCUCUCGCAGUGCGCAGGGGGCGCGAGGCCGUCCGCGAAAGGAACUGGUCCCGCAAUUACCUUGUGUCGCCAGCGCUGGCCGCCCUCCUCCUCCUCCUCCUCCUCCCUCGCCGCGCUCCGCCCGCCGCUCUCCUCUCCCUCCCUCACCGGAUCUACACGUCUUGAAAUUAUAUUUACGGAAUGCGCGGCUCCGCGAGGGGGGUUCCGGAGGGAGGGCUCGCGGUCGCGGCGUGCGCUCCGUCAUCUGUCACUUGCCAACGAAGCUUACCCUAACAAGCCGUGUUUCUAGGCACUUGCCUCCCCUCGCUGAGCGAUCGCGCGGAGCCACGUGUAGUGUAGCGGCCGCACGUGCGCGGAUGCGGAUGUGCAAUUGUGUUGCACUGACAUGAUGUGCUGGUGACGCUGCUGACGCUUCCUGUCUUCUCCCGAAGUGACUGAGCUGCGCCUUCCUGUGAAAGCGCUGACGAGGAACAAUUGCCGGCCUUUGCUUACUGUAUGUGGGAAAGACAAGGUUCUCGGAAUGGUCGGCGUCAAGGGAGGCGGCGACUGAUGCAGUGCCGCCCUCAGUGCAGUGCCGUCGCGGAAGACAGCAGGCGGAGGCGGUGGUGCUGUGACUAGAAAAGGUCGGAGACACACGCCCUGCACCUGCUGCCACUUGCCAAAUCAAUAAGUCCUGGAAGGAAAUACACGUCAUUGUUCCCUGGCAUCGAAAGAAAAGGAAAUCAUUGUAGUAAUAAAAAUACGGUGAGUGCGAGAAGGACCCAGAAGAACCCCAUACGCCCGUGAAGGGGGGGGCAGACCCCUACGCCCCCUCCCCAGGCCCCCAGGGUCCCCUCAGGCGGAGAGCGGGUGUCCCGAAGGUCACAGGACCCCCUCCCCCCCCUCCCUGGACAUCUCACUCGAGCAGAAGGAGGAAGGGCGAACGAUGUGGAUGAGUGUGACCUUCCUGAGGGCGUGGGCGGUGUGGUCAUGGGUGAUGAUCCACGCCCUCGCGCCCUACGUCACCGCCCAAGACAUCCUGCGGGACGACCCCUUAGGCACCCUCAGGACCCUCCAGCGGCACGCGUGCGACGGCACUGCCCUCACGCUGCAGUGCCCCGUCAACACCACCAUCGACGUGCUCUACGCCAAGUACGGGAGGCCGCGACAGGACACCGAGCAGCUCGACCUGUGCCCGCCGCUGCCGCACCACGCGAGCCCCGCCCCCAAGCACCACUGCGAGUACUCGUCCACCGUCGACUAUAACACCCUGCAGCGCGUGGUGGGCGAGUGCCACCACAAGAACCAGUGCCGGAUCCAGGUGUCCCCCGAGACCUUCAGCGAACACGACCCUUGCCCCGAGAUCCGAAAGUACAUCGAGGUCGCCUACAAGUGCCGCCCAGAAAGAUUCAUAAACAAAAUCGUGUGCGAAGGAGGCGAACUCACUCUGAAAUGCGGCAAGAACUCCCGGCUGGCGAUCUACAGCGUGUUGUUCGGGCGAAGCAAAGAGGGCUCUUUCAUGUGCCCCCAGCCGGCGGGCGUCCCGGAGGAAGACUGCCAGGCGAGCUUCGCGACGGAGAUGGUGAUGUCGCAGUGCCACGGCAAGAGGCAGUGCGAGCUCCACGCCAACUCGAGCACGUACGGGAAGCCCUGUUCGUCUGAAUCGAAGAUGUACAUGAAGACUGUGUACACUUGUGUUCCACGGAAGAUCCUGAAGGUGCCGUACCAGGAGGGCCUGCAUCCCGACGAGCAGCCCGAGGAAAUCCCGGACGAGGACAGCAUGAUGUCGCCGCCGGCCAUGCCCCCCGCGCGGCGCCCCGACCCCCCGCCGCCGCAGUCCUCGACCUCCGACCCGCACGAAACGAAAGCGACGACCGUCUUCUACAAUCCCACCGUCACGACCAAGCUUCCUGAGAAGAAGGGAGACAACGGCGUGAGAGACUACCCCCAGGACGGCGUCCCCCGGAGCCAGCCGGACCUCAUCAACUGCACUGUGACCAUCCUCUCCGGCUCCAAGAACCGGGAGAUCGGCUUCCUCACGGAGUGGAUGAGGGCGGUCGCCUUUAUCAAAAAAAAUUUCGAGAAAUUCAUUUUGUACUUGAUGGUUGGACUGUGUGUGGGUCUGUUGCUGUUCCUGUUUGUGGUCGUGGGUCGUCUCCUUUUGGAAAGACAUCUGGCCAAGCGAGAAGCCAAAAAUGUCAACGACCCGCUCACCUCUGUUUUUGCAACAGAUAUCGACGACAUCGACGGCGACCUGGACCGGUCAGCGCCCCACGGCUCGUACCUGUGCUUCUCGCCGUCGGCCCAGGAGCCCCAGCACGACGUGGUCCGCUACACCACCAUAAGAUCGGGCAUCAGACAGCAGGACAGCGACACCAAUCCGCGGAGCUUAAGCAGAACAAAUAACAACCAGUUAUUUUAUAGUUAGUUGUCAAUAGACAGCUUUUUGUAGCUUUACAUUCUGUACAGUAUAGUAAAUCUUAAAGUUAUUUAUACAACACUGAUGUAUAGAUAAUUGUACAUAUUGCUAAAAUAUUGCUUUUCACAAGUUAUGUUGUCUUUUUUUCUUUGCUCAGUGUGUUUGUGUGUACUUAAUCCAAGCAAAUUGUUCUGACAAUAUAAUAAAACCAAAAAUGUGUAUUGUGCUAGUUCUGUGACUAUGUAAAUAUGAAGAGCCCAGAGGAACAAUUGGGUAACAGGGAGAUACGGGGCUUCAAAUAUACUGUGUAUAUGAAAGUGUGAGCUCACGAGACGGAAGUGUGUUCAGUGUCGGGCAAGCUCAUGCAUGAUAGACGCUCGUAAAUAACAUACUAGCCAAAUCAACGGUGUUAAAUUGUGUUGAUAAUCGACGUGACGUUUGGAAAAAAAAGUAGUUUUGUAAAUGAGAUGCAAAAAUUAUAAUGUUCAGAAACACCAUACUGUGCUUGUAUAUUUCCUAUCACGGCUAGGAGUUUUAAAUUUAAAAAAAAUAAUAAUUUGUAAGAUAUUAGUUUUUGAUAUAUGUAUAAUGCAUUAAACAUUAUGUGACUGCAUUUUUUUGUCAUAAAAUACGAAUUUGUUCCGGGUGGUCAUUUCUGUAUGUUGUAAAGAGCAUUCUAUUCAGUUGACUUGCUUGAUGCAGAGGAAACUGUCUGGUUGGUACCAGAAGGCUGACGAAGGAUAAAGCCAGUGAUCGCAAGUCCUCCUGAAAUAUUUUAUUUGUUUCAUACUGCAGGGAUACUUUGCCAACAAAUGCCUGGGCCACGGGAGGACAAGGUAGAGAGGUUCGUCUUAAAUUCGGUUUUGCUUGAGUAAUUUGUAUGUGUCUGGAGAAAAAAAAGAAUUGUAUUGUUAAUUUGUAGAUGCCACAUUUCACACACACAUGUACACAUCAGUGAUUCCCGAAUGCACAAUUACAAAUAAUGUUCAGUGAAAAAAAAAAUGUUUAAUUGCAUUCGGGAACAUUCACAGUACAAGUGUACAAACAUCCAUCCACAGUUUAACACUAUAUGAUGAAUGUUUCCGCUUUAUGUGCUGUACUGUACAUUCGCAAACAUAUACUAUUUGUGACUCAAUAUAGUUUUGUUUUAAAUUGAAUACCAUGCAUUAGAACCACACAGCAUUGUACAGGAACACUAAAGGCAGUUAAAUUUAAAGUACUGAAAUGGAAGAACAAAUGAACGAGAGAGAGAGAGAGAGAGAGAGAGAGAGAGAGAGAGAGAGAGAGAGAGAGAGAGAGAGAGAGAGAGAGAGAGAGAGAGAGAGAGAGAGAGAGAGAGAGAGAAAGAGAGAGAGAGAGAGAGAGAGAGAGAGAAAGAGAAAGAGAAAGAGAGAGAGAGAGAGAGAGAGAGAGAGAGAGAGAGUAGGAGAGGAAGAGACGGUAACCGAUCAGCCUCUGGCCGUGGAGUCGAACACAGUGAGAAAGCUUGUUUUUUGUUCCCGAGGCGCUUUGCCUUGCUCUGGCUGUCUUACUCAGGACUGGUGUGUAUUAUGUGCAACAACUACUUGCAGCUCAGCAGGCAAAUGUUUAGGUUUAAAGACGUGCUACUAUAUAUAUCUGUCUUGAAGUUUGCCUCUCAGAGUCUAUAUUUUUGUGUUUGUUCAUAUGUGAAGGCAUCUGAGACCCAUUUGCCAUUUAUGAUUUGAACUAUAGUUUGUACAGUGCUUUUUUAGUCCAAAUAUGUAAUGUAAGCAUUCUUAAAUUUUGGUGAUUUGUUUGUGAAAUUUUGCCUUUUUGAUAAUAGUGACUCAAACACACAGCAUUUUAAAUUAUAAAUUGUAAGGCUAACAUACAUAGUGAAGAAAAAGUUUAAGAUUUAUUUUUCAUAUAUUUGAUCAGAAAUAUGAAAUGUGUUAAAUAGAUAAUACUUUUCAAAUAAGUAUUAAUUUAAGGGCUUUUUAUAUACAAAGUGAAGUGUUGGCUUUCAAACAGUUUCACAGAUAUUGUUUGAGGCAAAUAUAAAAAAAUUGAGAUCUGACUGUAUAGUAUUAAUAUUGAUUAAGUAUUUGAAUGUCCAGUUACUAUCAUUUCUGUGAAAAGGUGAAUUAGAAUCGAAAUGUACAAUAUUUUUGCCAAAGCCAAAUGUAUAGAGAAUAUUUGUUCUUUGUCAAUAAUCAAAUAUUGAUUUAAAAAGAACUCUAAGACAUUUCUAGAAUUAACAAGAAAACUUCAGGUUGUAUGUAAUCUCUGUGUGUUUCUUUUUAGAAGUUUUUUUCUCUUCCAUUUAAUUGCACCAAAUCAUUAUGGUUAUCUCCAAAAGUUUGUAUAGAAUAUUUUGGACACAGUUUGAAAGAAAAAUAUUAAACAACCUAUUUGUCAGUCGGUUCAUGAUUUUCUGGUCUUUCUAUUUAUCUGUCUAUUUCUCCUUGUUGCUGUUAUCUUCUCAUUCCUUCACUUUUAAAUCUUUUAUAUUUGCUUAUUAUUUGUCUUGUUACAUGCCUUAAAACCACGAGUCUGCUUAAAAAAAAAAACAAAAAAAAAACGAUCUUACUCCUUUUGUAUUUUUUGUUACAAGUGUAUAAAGAAGGCGCAGAAAAUCCUCCCAUUCUUAUAGAUGUUCCUCUCUAUGUUAAACACGUAGCCAACCUGAAGAAAUGUAAGUAUGUCAAAACAAUCUAGUCUAGGACAUUUACCCCCUCCCCCUUUGUUCAUGUGUACAAAUGUAAAUAUAUUUUAUAUUACAUUUAAUUUCAGGCUUCUACCACUGACAUGUAUGUAGCAAAGGGAGCAUGCAUUUGUUACAACUCUCAGUACUCAAUACUCAUAUCGUUCACAUAUCCUGACCGCGGAGACGAACAAGUGUGGGACAGUCUGACGUACUGUGAGCGGAGAAUGUGAUCGGCUGAUACGCUAGACACGGUUAAUGAUUGCUUUUAAUUUUCAUUUUGACUGGUGAUUCAGUUAAGGAAGAGAUUUGAUGUUAAAUAAAGGAUUGGGUUAU